Messenger RNA from Homo sapiens (human), 3657 nucleotides. It is a transcript of the gene SF1, whose product is annotated as splicing factor 1. Gene Ontology annotation, cellular component: nuclear body; nucleoplasm; nucleus. The transcript has 13 exons. Gene Ontology annotation, biological process: negative regulation of smooth muscle cell proliferation; negative regulation of DNA-templated transcription. NCBI's taxonomy places the organism in Eukaryota, Metazoa, Chordata, Mammalia, Primates, Hominidae. The record is from RefSeq and is marked reviewed. Gene Ontology annotation, molecular function: zinc ion binding; RNA binding; nucleic acid binding. Bases 151 to 2445 code for a protein of 764 amino acids.
GUGCGUCUCGCGCCGCCGCCGCCCGCCGCGUGAGAGGACGGGCUCCGCGCGCUCCGGCAGCGCAUUCGGGUCCCCUCCCCCCGGGAGGCUUGCGAAGGAGAAGCCGCCGCAGAGGAAAAGCAGGUGCCGGUGCCUGUCCCCGGGGGCGCCAUGGCGACCGGAGCGAACGCCACGCCGUUGGGUAAGCUGGGCCCCCCCGGGCUGCCCCCGCUCCCCGGGCCCAAAGGAGGCUUCGAGCCGGGCCCUCCGCCUGCACCCGGGCCUGGGGCGGGGCUGCUGGCUCCCGGGCCGCCGCCGCCCCCGCCCGUGGGCUCGAUGGGGGCCCUGACCGCGGCCUUCCCCUUCGCGGCGCUGCCUCCGCCGCCUCCGCCGCCGCCCCCUCCGCCUCCCCAGCAGCCGCCGCCGCCUCCACCGCCACCGUCCCCCGGCGCCUCGUACCCGCCGCCGCAGCCGCCCCCUCCGCCGCCGCUCUACCAGCGCGUGUCGCCGCCGCAGCCGCCGCCACCCCAGCCGCCGCGUAAGGACCAGCAGCCGGGCCCGGCCGGCGGCGGAGGAGACUUCCCAAGUAAGAAGCGGAAGAGGAGCCGCUGGAACCAAGACACAAUGGAACAGAAGACAGUGAUUCCAGGAAUGCCUACAGUUAUUCCCCCUGGACUUACUCGAGAACAAGAAAGAGCUUAUAUAGUGCAACUGCAGAUAGAAGACCUGACUCGUAAACUGCGCACAGGAGACCUGGGCAUCCCCCCUAACCCUGAGGACAGGUCCCCUUCCCCUGAGCCCAUCUACAAUAGCGAGGGGAAGCGGCUUAACACCCGAGAGUUCCGCACCCGCAAAAAGCUGGAAGAGGAGCGGCACAACCUCAUCACAGAGAUGGUUGCACUCAAUCCGGAUUUCAAGCCACCUGCAGAUUACAAACCUCCAGCAACACGUGUGAGUGAUAAAGUCAUGAUUCCACAAGAUGAGUACCCAGAAAUCAACUUUGUGGGGCUGCUCAUCGGGCCCAGAGGGAACACCCUGAAGAACAUAGAGAAGGAGUGCAAUGCCAAGAUUAUGAUCCGGGGGAAAGGGUCUGUGAAAGAAGGGAAGGUUGGGCGCAAAGAUGGCCAGAUGUUGCCAGGAGAAGAUGAGCCACUUCAUGCCCUGGUUACUGCCAAUACAAUGGAGAACGUCAAAAAGGCAGUGGAACAGAUAAGAAACAUCCUGAAGCAGGGUAUCGAGACUCCAGAGGACCAGAAUGAUCUACGGAAGAUGCAGCUUCGGGAGUUGGCUCGCUUAAAUGGGACCCUUCGGGAAGACGAUAACAGGAUCUUAAGACCCUGGCAGAGCUCAGAGACCCGCAGCAUUACCAACACCACAGUGUGUACCAAGUGUGGAGGGGCUGGCCACAUUGCUUCAGACUGUAAAUUCCAAAGGCCUGGUGAUCCUCAGUCAGCUCAGGAUAAAGCACGGAUGGAUAAAGAAUAUUUGUCCCUCAUGGCUGAACUGGGUGAAGCACCUGUCCCAGCAUCUGUGGGCUCCACCUCUGGGCCUGCCACCACACCCCUGGCCAGCGCACCUCGUCCUGCUGCUCCCGCCAACAACCCACCUCCACCGUCUCUCAUGUCUACCACCCAGAGCCGCCCACCCUGGAUGAAUUCUGGCCCUUCAGAGAGUCGGCCCUACCACGGCAUGCAUGGAGGUGGUCCUGGUGGGCCCGGAGGUGGCCCCCACAGCUUCCCACACCCAUUACCCAGCCUGACAGGUGGGCAUGGUGGACAUCCCAUGCAGCACAACCCCAAUGGACCCCCACCCCCUUGGAUGCAGCCACCACCACCACCGAUGAACCAGGGCCCCCACCCUCCUGGGCACCAUGGCCCUCCUCCAAUGGAUCAGUACCUGGGAAGUACGCCUGUGGGCUCUGGGGUCUAUCGCCUGCAUCAAGGAAAAGGUAUGAUGCCGCCACCACCUAUGGGCAUGAUGCCGCCGCCGCCGCCGCCUCCCAGUGGGCAGCCCCCACCCCCUCCCUCUGGUCCUCUUCCCCCAUGGCAACAACAGCAGCAGCAGCCUCCGCCACCCCCUCCGCCCAGCAGCAGUAUGGCUUCCAGUACCCCCUUGCCAUGGCAGCAAAAUACGACGACUACCACCACGAGCGCUGGCACAGGGUCCAUCCCGCCAUGGCAACAGCAGCAGGCGGCUGCCGCAGCUUCUCCAGGAGCCCCUCAGAUGCAAGGCAACCCCACUAUGGUGCCCCUGCCCCCCGGGGUCCAGCCGCCUCUGCCGCCUGGGGCCCCUCCCCCUCCGCCGCCUCCACCGCCUGGUUCCGCCGGCAUGAUGUAUGCCCCGCCCCCUCCUCCUCCGCCUCCCAUGGACCCUUCUAACUUUGUCACCAUGAUGGGCAUGGGGGUGGCGGGCAUGCCGCCCUUCGGGAUGCCUCCAGCUCCCCCACCGCCUCCACCACAGAACUAGACUUGUUUUUUAAGAAAAUAUAUAUUAUAUAUAGAGAGAAUUGGUCUCGUUUAAACACGCCGAACCUCACCAUAUGGAGCCAGACAUUGGGACGCACGCAUGUGAUUGUGUGUGCACGCAUGUGUGUGUGUGCACGCACUGGGCUGGGCCAAGCGACUGAGGAUUCGCUUGGGAACGGGCAGGUGGUAGUAGGGGCGCCAGCUUGGGCUCUCCUGGCGCCCCGUAGCAUCGAGUGUCUUCUUUGUCUUCUUUCUCUCCUCACCCAACUCCCUUUGCCUCUCCCCAAACCGGGCCGCCAGGAUCCCUCCCCGCGGCGGCGAUGGCCCGAGCCAUGAGAGUGAGGACUUUCCGCGCCCAUUGGUGACCCUUCCAGGCAGACAGCCUCAGCAACGCCCCUGGUGGACAGGAUGGUUCGGCAAAGCAGCCUGAGUUAUUUUUGUGGACGGAAUCGGAACACGCUGGCUCCAUAUCGUGAAAUUUUUAUUAAUUUUUUUCUUUUUCCUUUGUUACUUCUUUAUCUUUUCCUUUCUUCAGACUCCGUCCAAGGAGAUGCUCUCCCCGGUCUUCUGCUGCAAUUUAGAUUCCUUUCCCUUCUCUCCAGUUCUCCUUCCCUUACCAAGGAGAGGGGAGCAAAUGGUUUUGGGCAAGGGCUUUGGCCAUUCAUGUCAAGCUGGUUGUGGGUUUUUCAAGGUGCCAUAGCCACCCCCAAAGAUGUUUGUUUAAAGCGUGGGGUUUUUUAAUCUCUGCCACCCUUGUCAAGGGAGUCUUGUAAAGUUGCCGAGGGUAGGUUCAUCUCCAGGUUUCGGGAUUCCCAUCCGUCCUGGCGAUCCUGCCAGCAGUGGGUGGGCAGCCUGAGCUCCCUCGGGCUCGCCUGCCAGCCUGGAGUUCUUCCUGUGCUCCUUGAUCACCUGAGCUGCCUCAGAUUCCAUUUGGUCCUCUCCUUCCUGGAAGGCUUCCUUUUAUGUUUUGUUUUAAUCCCAAAUGUCUGAAUGUUUUGCAGUGUGUAGGGGUUUGAGCCCCUUGUUCAUUCUCCUUCCUUUUUCCUCCCGCUUCCCUCUCCAUGAAGUGAUUCUGUUGACAAUAAUGUAUACUGCGCGUUCUCUUCACUGGUUUAUCUGCAGAAAUUUCUCUGGGCUUUUUUCGGUGUUAGAUUCAACACUGCGCUAAAGCGGGGAUGUUCCAUUGAAUAAAAGAGCAGUGUGGUUUUCUGGG